Messenger RNA from Trichechus manatus latirostris (Florida manatee), 1764 nucleotides. It is a transcript of the gene ACCS, whose product is annotated as 1-aminocyclopropane-1-carboxylate synthase homolog (inactive). The transcript is spliced from 15 exons. Gene Ontology annotation, biological process: amino acid metabolic process; biosynthetic process. The record is from RefSeq and is a predicted model, not a curated record. The coding region runs from base 148 to 1638 and encodes 496 amino acids. Lineage: Eukaryota; Metazoa; Chordata; Mammalia; Sirenia; Trichechidae. Gene Ontology annotation, molecular function: pyridoxal phosphate binding; transaminase activity.
GGGAGUCAGCCUUCUGCCUUGCAAGGCGCAGAGCUGGGAACCUGGCAGUCCCUAGACCCAGGCGGUGCCCUCCCUCCCUGGGCUGGUUAACAGAGCAGGCAGGCCUCUCUGCCCCUUCCUCAGACCUAGGCCGUCGGGAAGGACAAGAUGUUCACCCUCCCUCAGAAGGAAUCCAGGGCACCUACCACCUGUCCAGGCCCAGCCACCACACAGGACCUGGGAAGUAGCUGUGACAAUGGUCCAGAAAGAGAGUGCUCCAGAAAACCAGAUCAGAAGCUCUAUGGAGUGGGUGAUCCCACUGCCACAUUCUCCUCUGGCAGCUCCUACCUGUCCUCUCGAGGCAGUAUCAUUAAGUGGUUCUGGGACUCUGCCGAGGAGGGCUACAGGACCUACCACCUGGAUGAGUAUGAUGAGGACAAAAACCCAAGUGGCAUCGUUAACUUGGGCACCAGUGAGAACAAACUCUGCUUUGACCUGCUGUCCUGGCGGCUGAGUCAGAGUGACAUGCUGCGGGUGGAGCCAUCCUUGCUGCAGUACCCUGACUGGAGGGGGCAUCUGUUCCUCCGGGAGGAAGUGGCCAGGUUCCUGUCUUUCUACUGCAAGAGCCCGGUACCCCUCAAACCAGAGAAUGUGGUUGUUCUGAAUGGCUGUGCUUCCCUCUUCUCUGCCCUGGCCACGGUCCUGUGUGAGGUGGGGGAGGCUUUCUUGAUCCCAACCCCUUACUAUGGAGCCAUCACGCAGCACGUCUAUCUCUAUGGCAACGUCCGACUGGUCUAUGUCUAUCUGGACAGUGAGGUCACUGGGACGGACACGCGCCCCUUCCAGCUCACGGUGGAGAAGCUGGAGAUGGCCCUGCAAGGAGCUCAUUCUGAGGGUGUGAAGGUCAAAGGCCUCAUCCUUAUCAACCCUCAGAACCCUCUGGGUGACAUCUACUUACCAGGAGAGCUGCAGGAGUACCUGGGAUUUGCUGAGAGGCACAAGCUGCACGUGAUUGUGGAUGAGGUCUACAUGCUGUCUGUGUUUGAGGAGUCGGCCGCCUACAGCAGUGUCCUGGGCCUAGAAAGGCUGCCUGACCCCCAGAGGACCCAUGUGAUGUGGGCCACCAGCAAGGACUUUGGGAUGUCCGGGCUCCGCUUUGGCACACUGUACACAGAAAACCAGGAUGUGGCCAUUGCUGUGGCUUCCCUCUGCCGCUACCAUGGCCUCAGUGGUUUGGUCCAGUACCAGAUGGCACAGCUGCUCCAGGACCGAGACUGGAUCAACCAAGUGUACCUGCCGGAAAACCACGCCCGGCUCAAGGCUGCCCACACAUAUGUCUCUGAAGAGCUCAGGGCCCUGAGGAUCCCCUUCCUGAGUCGUGGGGCAGGCUUCUUCAUCUGGGCUGACCUGAGACAGUACCUGUCUGAGGGCACCUUUGAGGAGGAAAUGCUGCUGUGGCGCCGCUUUUUGGACAACAAGGUGCUGCUGUCCUCUGGCAAGGCCUUUGGGUGUAAAGAGCCAGGCUGGUUUCGCUUCGUCUUCUCGGACAAAGCCCACCGGCUUUGCCUGGGUAUGCAGAGGGUCCGGCAGGUGCUUGAGGGCAAAUCCCAGGUGGCAGAAGACCCCCCCUCCUCUCAGACCCAGGAGCCCAGCAGCUAGCACAGGUAGGCUGGUUGUUAACUUGUGGCCAGAGGACCUAGUAGCCACUACCGGCCUGGGCGUGCCAAGGCUGCGGGAGACUGAUUGUGGAUGAGCCAUUUGCCAGGAGGAUACCUGACUUGGCCU